Messenger RNA from Symbiodinium sp. CCMP2592, 183 nucleotides. Lineage: Eukaryota; Dinophyceae; Suessiales; Symbiodiniaceae. The record is from the annotation of a GenBank genome assembly.
GAUAAAGAGCUCAUCCAGUGGCCGGCGGAUGAGAAGGGUCAGAAGCGCAUCCCAACGGCUUUGGGGGCGAAGCUGAAUCGUGCCCUUCUGCUUCCGAUUGUGGGCCGUGCCUUGCAGCAUCAUGCUUUGCUCUAUGUGAACAUCUUGGAGAUGCUGCUGAAAAAGUUUCGUGUUGAGACGAAG